Molecule: messenger RNA, 960 nt
Organism: Naumovozyma castellii
Lineage: Eukaryota; Fungi; Ascomycota; Saccharomycetes; Saccharomycetales; Saccharomycetaceae
Gene: SWC5
Product: Swc5p
Exons: 1
Coding region: 1-960 (319 amino acids)
Source: RefSeq, a predicted model, not a curated record
AUGGUAUUGGAAGAAAAGAAGUCUGUUCUUGGGGAAGAAGUUGCAAGUAGUGAGAAUGAAGAGUAUAACGAGGAGGAAGAUGAAGAUUUUGAUCCAUCUAAGGUGACAGAGGAAGGUGAAGAUCUUAAAGAUGACGGCGAGGACAAUGAUGAGGAAGCUUAUGUGGACGAUAAGGAGCUAGAGAAAACGAAUAACUAUGCCAGUAUAGAGAGUGAGAGUGGAGGGUUAGUCAAGACGAGAAGGGCGAGACAAGUUGAAAAUGAAUUGAAGAGGAAACGGAAAUAUGAAGAGUUACAAGUUACUUCCAUUCCGGAGUCGAUCAAUAAAGUUUGGGAGGAAUUAAAUGACGCUGGUCGUAAACGACUUUCCACCACUGAUAGUACUGGUAGGAAGAUAGGAUCGAGUUCUGUGCUGGCAGGAAACGAGGAGGGAUUAACGAAUGCUAAUGAACCUGAAGACAAAGAUACUGAUAAUCAAAUAUUAAUAGAGAGAACAUAUAAAUUUGCAGGAGAAACCAUCAAAGAGAAGAAAUAUGUCUCUAAGUUUAGUGCAGAGGGCCAAGAAUAUUUGAAUAAUUUGAAGUUUCAAGAACAGAAAAAGGAAACAACCACCACUAAACGGCAGACGACUGAAGUGGAGGAUAGUGGAGUUGAUCGUACAAAAUCCAACAUACCUGACGGAAUAAAAUUGAGAAGACCUCUAAAGAGACCGCCGAUCUUGGAACAAAUUAUAUCGGGGGCUUUAAAACCGAAGUUAACCACUUUAGAAAAAUCCAAACUGGAUUGGGCAAGCUAUGUUGAUAAGGAAGGUAUUAAUGACGAAUUAAGAUUGUUCAAUAAAGAUGGUUACUUAGCUAAGCAAGAUUUCCUAAAUCGUGUGGAAACGAAAAAGGAUCAACAAUACAAGGAAUUAAGACAAAAGCAAUUACAGAUGCAGCUGAAUGAUACUCAGAAUGGGUAG